Drosophila eugracilis is the source of this 1268-nucleotide messenger RNA. It is a transcript of the gene imd, whose product is annotated as protein immune deficiency. The record is from RefSeq and is a predicted model, not a curated record. The transcript has 2 exons. NCBI's taxonomy places the organism in Eukaryota, Metazoa, Arthropoda, Insecta, Diptera, Drosophilidae. Gene Ontology annotation, biological process: signal transduction. The coding region runs from base 99 to 920 and encodes 273 amino acids. Gene Ontology annotation, molecular function: protein binding.
UUUCUUCCAUCACCAAAUUGAAAAGAAUCACAAAGGCAAAAACUCCCCAAUCUGUGGAAUUUCCGGACAUUUGUAGUGACGAGUUAUCAGCGAACAGCAUGUCGAAGCUAAGGAACCUCUUGCCUACAAUCUUUGGCGGGAAAGAGGGACAGAAUCCGCCACCCACUGAGGGACGCCUGGAAAAAGAUGCAGCGCCUGUAGACGACAAUGAGAUAGAUAACAACAAUAGCGGAGCCCUAGCGCUGCCUUCUUCCAUUGGCACGCCCACUGCCUCCGCGGAUCUUACGGAAUCUGUGCUCCGCGAGCUCAGUGAUCCCAACUAUAAUUCCAUGGACGUUGUACAUUCCGCCAAUAUUCCGGGUACCCUAAGCAACACCCAAACGAACAACACAAUGAACGUGCACAGUGCCCAGCAACAGGUGGUCAUGAACUUCUCUAAUGCCAGUAAUCUACAUUUCGGCUCCGUCUACAACUUCAACCAGAACUUGAGCGCCACUAGUUCCCGAAAGGGCAGCUGCAGUGCCACGGACGAACCUAUCGCAUCCCCAGAUGGAAAACAGCGACCCACUGUUGCUCGUAAAACGGUCAGCAUUGUGGCCAUGAUGCAGUCGCAGGAGGAACCCGAUGUUCGUCUGCUUGAUGUGGUGUCCACACAUUUGGGAGAGGGUUGGAAACAGGUGAUGAGGGAUCUUGGCCAGUCAGAGGGACAGAUCGAUCAGGCCAUAAUUGAUCACCAAAUGCACGGCAAUAUUAGAGAGGUAAUUUACCAGCUUUUGCUCCAAUGGGUUCGGAGCUCGGAGAACGGUGUGGCCACCGUCGGACGAUUAACAACCUUGCUGUGGGAGUCACAGCAUCGUGAUUGCGUGCAGCGUAUGAAACUGGUUUGGAAGGCACUGGAGAAGCGGAAGACAAACAGCUAGCCAGUGAGAGGAACUCAUUAGCAACGAUUCCAAAACGAAAACGAAGCAUUCGGCGCAGCCUCUCGAUGUCCAUGUCAGCGGGAGUGUAGAGAUCGGAAAGGUUGAGCCCCACUGAAAUAUGCCAGAUCCAAAACGUGGAGCGGUGGAAUGAGAAGACCCAUCCGGCAAUAUGUGUGCAAUAUUUGUUUUAUUAAUUCAACCCUUCGAAUAAGUGCCUUGAUGAUUGCAUUAACUAUUCUUACAACAGUUUUAUCUCUAAGAUGUGAUAUUUGAGUCGAAAAUGUAAUUAGCAAUUGUAGUUUCCAUUUUUGUAAAGUGCAUACAAAUAGAAGCUUUAUUGUUACGUAA